Molecule: messenger RNA, 6934 nt
Organism: Podarcis muralis (Common wall lizard)
Lineage: Eukaryota; Metazoa; Chordata; Lepidosauria; Squamata; Lacertidae
Gene: TMEM164
Product: transmembrane protein 164
Source: RefSeq, a predicted model, not a curated record
UUAGCCUUAGUUGAGCACGUCGGUGGGGUGAUGCUGUGGUGGGGGCGGCGUGGUGGUGGUGGUGGUCUUCUCCUGGAAGAGGCGAGCAGAGAGUAGCAGCAGCAGCGGCGUCCAGAGCGCAGAUUGCGCCCCAGCUGCGUUCCGGGCUACACCUGAGGAAGGGGAGCCGAUAAGCACUGGCCGCCACUUCUGCUGCCGCUGCGCCUCCUCCUCCUCCUCCUCCGGUCUGCAACCCAGAGCCGGGCUGUUGGGCGUCCUCAUGUAGCGCCUGCCCCGGCAAGAGCUGAGGGAGGGCCUGCAGUACCGCCACGACCCGCCCCUUCCCUCGCUCCCGCCUUCCCUUGAGGUAUUGGGAGGGAAGGGGUGCACCACGUCGCUGGGAAGUCUCGCUGGAGGAGGCAGAGGACCAGAAAGCACAGCUUUUUUCCGGGGAGGGGAGAUUAUAGCUAGCCCCUUCCAGAGGCAGAAAGAGUUGCGGGGGGGACUUCCAUAGAAGGUUUGUUUAGCUUCUUACCUGAGCACCCUAGAGUGAGAGCUGAGGAUCACCUGUCUAGUUCCUUUCUGUGUCUCACAAGUGGAAGGGAGAGGACUUGCUGAUAAGGACUCUUCUCUGUUUCAUGUUUCGUCACCCAAACAGCAUAUUAGCUUUGAUCUCAUCAAGCGCCCACCUUCUCCAGGACGGCCAAGCAGAAGAGGAACAGAAGGGGUUUGCCAUGAGUCGUUACAGCUUCUCCAAUCUUCUGGACUGGAUGUACGGUGGGGUGGACCCAAGCUUUGAAGGCAACGGGGGUCCUGAGUGUGCUGCCUUCCUCCCCUGGCAACAGCGCCUGGUAGAGACCCUGAUCUUCUUAUGCGUGGGAGUUCUGGAGGUGGUGGUGUCCCUGAAGAAGAUCAGGCGAACCCAUUCCAAGGAGGUGGUGGACCUGCUUGCUCAGUCUCGGAAGAAAGAGGAGAGCAUAGGGAAGAACCUGUUGCUGGUGUUCUUCUGCCUCACUUUUGGAUUGGAAGUGGGAUUCAAGUUUGCUUCCAAGACAGUCAUCUACCUGCUGAAUCCCUGCCACGUAGUUACGAUGAUGCAGAUUUUUCUGCUUGCCUGCCCACCCUGUCAUCUUGCAAUGGUUGUCUUCAGGUUGCAGAUGCAUAUGCUUAAUGGGGCACUCUUGGCGUUGCUGUUUCCUGUGGUUAACACUCGAUUGCUACCUUUUGAAUUGGAGGUCUAUUACAUUCAGCAUGUCAUGUUGUACAUUGUUCCCAUCUAUCUACUGAAUAAAAGAGGUGUCUACACUCCUGAGCCAUCUUGGAAUUUCUGGUGGGCUUUAUUAUCCACUGGACUGAUGUUUAUCUACCACUUUAGCGUUUUACAAAUUCUGGGACUGGCCACACAAGUGAAUUUGAACAAUAUGCUGUGCCCUGCCAUCUCGGAUCCUUUCUAUGGCCCUUGGUAUAGACUUUGGGCCUCCGGCCACCAGACGAUCAUGACUUUGAUUCAUGGGAAACUCAUAAUUGGCAUCUACUACAGUGCUGUGCCUGUCUUUAGGUUCUGUGUGGAUUUGCUUCGACUCCCAGCUAAGAAAAUCUACUGAAGCUUCUUCUUGGAAGGAAGUGUUUUUUUUAUAGGAAGCAUAAAAGGACUGGUGGUUGUGCUGCAGAAAAAGGGGAAGAGGAAAAAGCACCAUGGAUUAAUGGUUCCUUUUGUUACAAAAUAAGGUGUUCCCUCCCAUUCCCAACUGACUACUGAUUUUUCACUGCCCAUAGCCAAUGGCAAAACUUGUGGCCUUAUCCACUGAGAGGGUGACAUUCAUUCCCUGCAGUUUCUAUCCUUUAGAAAACAGAAUAUUGCUACUUUGGAUUCAAGUGUUCCAGGGUCUCCCAAAUCUUGAUAUAUGGUGUCCUCGCUGCAUCCACUAGUUCUUAGUAGAUAAUCACACAGGGUGGUGAUUAGGGCUGGGCAAUGUAUUGAUACAUAGUUUGCAGACCACAUUGUGAGAACUAUUUCAGAAUAAUUGAGCUGGCAAUGUAUUGCAAAGCACAGACUUCACAACUCCAGAGGGCAGUAUAAUUGAGAGCCUUCUGGCAGCUGGGUGCCUGCCUUCCCUUUCCCCUCCAAUGGCUGAACACCCCACUCCCAGCCUCAGCACCUCCCCGUAACUGUAAUUGCAGUGUCUCUACACUGCAGAAAUCGUGGGUGGACUGCUUCUUCCUUCUCCCUUUGUCUAGGGAGGAGCGGAAGGAAUUUGCACACCAAACGUGAGGGCUUGCCUGCCUCCGAUAGGAGGAAUCUACAGUGCGCAUGGCACACUGCUCCUUCACCUGAUCUCCCUCGUGGCUGCUCCUUCGACUGAUCUUCACUCUCCCCAAACCUCCAUGUUUCAGACAUAGAUUGGAAUGUUGAAAACCAGAUAUCUACCAGUCCUAGUGGUGGUUCUUAAAUUUACCAGUAAAAUGCAGUUUAUCUUGUUCUGUGGACACUGAGCAUCUUGUAGUAUCCUAUUUCUGCCAAUUUCACUUGAUUCACUUAUCAUUAAUUGAUCACGGUGUUUGGCAUCCCCUGAUCUUCAAUACAAAUUAGCAAGGUUCUGUUCUGUUUAAGCUGGUUGAAACCAUGGGGAACAAUUAACAACCCACUAAAAGAAACAAGAAAUAAAGACUUUCCAAGCUACAGUGGAUUUCUGUCCCAGUGUGCUCAAAUCCAACCAUAUUGUAUUUGGUUCCAGCUCAUAGGUUGGUUUUCUGUACCGAUAAGUGAAAAACACGAAGAAGGGGGAAAGUAUGUAAUAAAUUUAGGGAAUGAAUUAUGGGGUGUUAUGCUCUUGAUGCAAGCAGUGCCUGCGUAGGAAUAAUUGUUCUACAAAGAGACACUGUCAGUUUGGGUUGGUUAGAAUUUUACCCUUCUGCAAACUGAAUCAUACAGUAUUUAAAAUUAAUGAUGGUGUUUACUUAAACACACCUGAUGGCGUUUAUGUUUAGCCUCACUUAACCACACCCAUGAAGAACUAGUUGGUUUGCCUGAGCAGAGGUGCAGAAAUUUUUUAGGAAGCAGGUGAUUGCUGGUGACAAGUAGAAUGGAUUUGUGUUACCUUUUCAGUGUUAGCCCAGAUUUGAAGAGAAAGGUGAAGAAUGCUCCUCUGUAACCUUCUGAAGAACUAUUCUGCUUAAUGGUCACACAGUGUCCUGUAGUGACAAUGUUUUAAGCAUUCUCUUUCUCCCUCACCCUCCCCAUUCUUCUGGUUGCAUUGCCUUAGUUGUGGAAUGCAAGAUACGACAACUGCCAUAUUUCCUCCAGGUAUAUUUCUCCAACGGGAUGCGUUCUGCAGUCACUGAUACCUCAAGGAGAGAGAAGUUGCCUUAACGGUCAACAUUGCAGCUCAUUUCAUUCAACCAAGGGAAGAUGGUGGGAUGGAGAUUCGUAGAGCUGUGGAACUGCAAAAGACACGACUGAGUAUUUUACUUCAGUUGACCAAAACUUGAAUAUUUAACUGCAAUUUGGCAUACAAAGAAGAGUAUCCUGGACUUUUGUCUUUGUAAACCUUUUUGUUUUGGGAAUCUUUGUAGUGUGUGAGGAAUUUUGUACAUGUUAUACUGUGAAUACUCUUUACUACCAUGAGUUUUAUCAAAGAUGCUCAUUGAUGAGUUCCUGUUUCACAGCCCUGCUUUUCAUAUGCCUAUUUUCUGCUUCUGGCAGAGCAUUGAAGGAGGGAGUCUUGCAUAAUAUUCAGUAAUCCUGUCCAGGGUUGCUCUUUGCAGUUGCUGUGGUGAAUCUUAAUGUCUAGGUUGUUUACUCUCCCAAAGUGGCAUAUUUAAACAAAGGCAUAAGACAGUGAAAUUCCUAGCAUAGCUGUAAUCCUUUAUCGUAGACAAGUAGACAGUAAUGUAGGAUUCAGCAGUAUAAAAUCUUGAAAAUUGUAAGCAAUUGUGCCUGACCUUUCUAUCUGUUAGAAUUACUUUGAGUAGGUUUCUUUCUUUGAUCGCAGUGAAGCCACCUAUCCCUUGGUGAUGACCCUUUUUGUACUUGUUUCCAGUUCCAUCAGUCCCUCCCUGGAGCAGAAAUAGUAGCUGUUGUUUUUUAGGUUUUGAGUGAAACUUCUGAAUUGACUGAGAGUGGGCAAAUCUUUCAACCCUGUGCCAUGUUGCUCAUCCACAAGGGGCCUAAUCCUUCAGCCUUACCUUUUCCCAGCCCCUUUCAACAAACAUGUUGGUGCUUCUUGAUCACCUUAGUCCAUGCUUCAGAUUCUCCCUGGAAGUGACUUGCCACUCUUAAAAAGUGCCAUGUUUUCUCCCAUUGCCCUCUUUCAAGUGUUCCACUUAGUUUUGCUUUCAGAGGAGAUAGCUGAGCAACUUCAAACUUGUCACUAAGGCUGACACGCCUCCUCUUCUGAGGUAAGCAAAACUGCAUUAAUGAUCAGUUUGACUGGGUUAAACACACACACACACACACACACACACACACACACACACACACACUACUAGUUUCGGUGAAAGCAUUACUGGUCUGGAUAAUCACCUGCCUGUUACUUGUGCCACAUACUUUCAUGACUGAUGAAUGGGAGGCUGCCUGCAUCAGUGUGUGGGGCACUUCAUGCAAGUAUGCCCUUCAGGGCUCUGGUGUGUGGCACUGUGGCAUAUUCCAGUCUGUAGUUGUGAAUGUUGGUGAGUUGGGCUGCAUUCUUGAAAUAAAAGGACUGCUGGUCAGUAUAGAACAAAAGUGUGUUUGGCUUCACUCCAGACAAAGAGCUGCCAAGUCUGCUCUUUGUAGUUGCAGAAGUUGGCCAGCUCAUUCAGUAAAGGGACCUUCACCUAAUAGAACUUGCUUUCUGAGUCAGUAUUCUACAACUUGGGUUUUCCUGAGUUUUACCUCCUGAAGCCAAAAAGACCCUUCUUAUAAACUUUUUUUGGUUGGGUGUUUCGGUUAAGUGACAGGACAAUCCCCUUCCCUGUUAAGAACUUCCAAAACCUGAUUGGUUCUAAAGUAAAAGCCUGAAAUUUCUAAUGACUAGUCCAGAGUUAUGCACUUACCUCUGUACCAUUGGGGAAGAUUCUACAGCAGGGGUGAGGAAACUGUCGCCCUCCAGAUGUUGCUGGACUACAACUCCCACAGUGCCUGCUCAUGCCCAUGCUGGUUGGGAUUGAUGGAAAUGGGAGCCCAAUAACAUCUGGAGGGCCAUAGGUUCUGCAUCCCUGCUCUUCACCCCCUCCAUAGGUAAAACCUAACCUACUUAAGAAUUGCAUCCUUUGCCAAGAGGGGCUUUUCAUUUCUGACAGGACAAUUUGUAACAGGUCACAGCUGGGGAGAAUUUCCACUUGGAGAGAUGUGUUUGUCCAGUGCUUGAGCUCCAGGUGAGUUGGGCCCCCUACCUACUUUGCCUUUAUAUGCUGUCCUGUUCAUUGAAGGUGGAUGUGUGAAUUGUUUUAAGGAGCCAGAGGCUGGAAUUUGUAAGUUUCAUUACAGGCCUCAUACCUCCCCCACCCCUAACUAAAGGACUGUCUUCAUUGCUUCUUUAGCUAGUUUUCAAGGCAUAGCGUUGCAAGGCAAAGUGUAGCUUUUGUUAGGAUAUGGUGCUUGAAUAAGUGGGGUGCCAAAGUCUAUUGCACCUUAGCAGUGCUUUAAAAAAAAAAAGAUAAAGGUGCUGGCACUAUGAAGUUGUUAACAGUAAGUGCCACACUUUUAACAUUUUUUGGGGGGGAGGUGCCAGUACUGAGGACCCUUGAGGACCCCUAGAAAAAAGCACUGCACCUUAGAAUGCCUGUGUUGUUGUGCAUUGUGGAUUUUUACUCAUCCACUUAGAUUAUAUGGCUGGAUCAGCAUGGACUUGGGUUUCAGUGCUUUCGUGUUUGGAGCUUCUUGUAUAAUCUUUCUGGCUGUAGAACUCCCUAGGGCUGCAGGGUAGCCUUCUGUUCAGCAGAAGGUGUCCUUUUGGAAAGCCAGAGAUGGAAGGCCUGGGAAGGGUGGCUGUGAUGUGCACUUUAACAUUAGAGAUCAGCCUUACUCAACCUGGUGCCCACCAGAUGGUUCGAACAACUCCCAUCUGCAGGGCACUUGGUUGAGGAAGACAAUUUUUAGAGUACCUCAGUGUAGCUGUGACUAUCUUUUCUGUGGCCUAUAUAUCAGAAUUUUGAUAUUUUUCUGUAUUGCUAAUUCAGUGUUUUGUAAAGGCCGUAUUCAUUACUCCUCUUUUAGAAUGAACUAUUUUGCUAUGUAUUAUGAACUUGAGUUUGUACGCCAGUAGUCUUUAUAGGGCAAAAUACCCUGAUUUCUUGUACAUUUGUGGUUGUGUUGUGUUGUGUGAUGGAGGUGAAGAUUAACCUACACAUGAUACAUUUCUGCAGCAGCUAUGAUUAAGUAUUUAUUUUUUAAGCAGGAACUGUGAUCCAUAAAUGAUUUAUUAGGUAUCUUUAGGAUAGCUAACCUAUCCUUGCUGUUUGGGCCACCAUCAAGAUCAGGGGAAUUCCUAUUCCUUUUUUGCCUCUUUAUAAAUAUGGGGAAAAUGAGUUUUUUAUGGCAACUAAUCUGAAGCUGCCAUUCUCUUGCAGUAGCAGGCAUCUCCAGCCAGUUAAUUUAAAAAAAACAGCCAUCUCAUUUUCUCCCUUUCUUGGCCAAACUGUAUUACUUUUGUUACUUUGAAUUUCUUUUCAGUGGUACCCGUUGGGCAGAGGCUUAUUCCAUCAUCAAAGCUGGCAGUGGGAUGUGUAUGUGUCUCCACUGACCUAUAACCCACCCUGAAGCUCUCCUCUCUUCCACUGAAUCCUAGGUGUCUUAUAGUAGGCUCAAUUUUAUAAACUACUACUUCCUUUUUAAAAAAAUGUAAUAAAAACCCAUUAGGUAACAUUUUCCAAAUACACACACAAAGUAGAUAUCGCGUACUUGAAUUUAUGGGAAUUUGUAUUUGUGUCUGAAAUGACUUUCUUUAUCUCUUAAUAAAAUAUUGUUCCUGGGGAA